This is a messenger RNA of Cololabis saira (Pacific saury), 4332 nucleotides long. RefSeq names its product methylenetetrahydrofolate dehydrogenase (NADP+ dependent) 1 like (gene mthfd1l). The record is from RefSeq and is a predicted model, not a curated record. Gene Ontology annotation, molecular function: ATP binding; methenyltetrahydrofolate cyclohydrolase activity; formate-tetrahydrofolate ligase activity. Gene Ontology annotation, cellular component: cytosol. The coding region runs from base 139 to 3060 and encodes 973 amino acids. The transcript has 27 exons. Gene Ontology annotation, biological process: tetrahydrofolate interconversion. NCBI's taxonomy places the organism in Eukaryota, Metazoa, Chordata, Actinopteri, Beloniformes, Belonidae.
CCUCCCGUGGCCACCUUUUGACUUGUUCUUUCCUUCUCUUGCAGAAAGCUGCAGCAGCCUCAUCCACGGGAUCUCCACAAGCAAAACGAACAGACUACACUUUCAAGGCUUAAACUAAGAAAGAAAGAUACAACAAUCAUGAGGUUGGCCAUAGUUCGCAGCGCUUGUGGCGGUCUUAGGAUGCCCGCAGCCCGUCCAGGAAGCAGAUGGAGCGGCUUGUCGCGGAGAUGUCUCCCCGGCGAGGUGGCCAGUCCCCGGGUAAACCUGAGCAGAGCCGCCGCCACCAGCAGCGGCACCCAGCCCAAAUAUACCGUCAACUCUGGGGAGCAGUCCCAACAGGGAGGUGGGGACCAGUACGACAGCUCGAUCGGGGAAGUGGUUCAGAGCACCAAAGAGGCAAUGGCAGCUCUGUAUCGAAGAAAUCCAAACGUCCAACCUUUGCUAGCUAUUUUACAGGCAGGUGAAGAUGACAGCAUUUUGGAGAUAAAUAAGAAGAUGGCUGGAAAGAUUGGCUUUGAUGUGACUCAGAUUUGUCUGUCGAAAGAGUACAGUGAAGAUGAAAUCGUAGAAGAGUUGUUGAAGUUGAACGAUGACCCCAGGGUGCAUGGAGUUUACCUCCACCUCCCCCCGGCUUCCCUCACCAGUCGAGUGGUAAACACGCUUAAACCUGAGAAGGACAUGGACGGCAUGUCAGAUUUGAAUAUGGGCCGCCUGGUGCGAGGAGACCUGAGCAAAGGAUUCAUGCCACCUGUAGCUGGGGCUGUUGUGGACAUGCUGGGGAAACACGAUGCUCCUCUGGAGGGAAAAGCUGUCCUGCUAGUUGGAAAAGAAGGACCCCUAAGGUUGGCUCUACAGUGCCUGAUUGAAAGAAGCGGGAUGGAAGUUAUGAGGAGUGAUUGGAACUCUAAGAACCUACAAACAAAGAUGAUGCAAGCUGAUGCCGUGGUUCUGUUAGAUGGUGAAAAUAUGGACGUUCCACCGACGUGGAUCCGACCAGGAGCUGCUAUCAUUCACUGUGAGCCUACCCUGGAGACAGAUGACCAUGCCAUUGAGUUGUCCUCAAGAUCAGGAUUAGGAUACCUCACAGCAGCUUACAGAGCACAGAAUGUGGUGCGUAGCUGCAGCCGGUGGCUCCAGGAACAGCAAUACAGACCCUGGCAUCUGCGCAGCCUCAAACUGCAGCCCCUGAACCCCGUGCCAAGUGAUAUCCAGAUAUCCAGGGCUCAGACACCAAAGCCAGUAGAUCAGCUGGCUGAGGAAAUUGGUUUGCUGCCAGAAGAGCUUGAAGCCUAUGGCAGAAGCAAAGCUAAGGUCCAACUCUCCCUGUUAGACCGCUUACAAUCACAGCCUGAUGGCAAAUAUAUCCUGGUUGCUGGAAUAACUCCUACCCCUCUGGGUGAGGGCAAAAGCACCGUGACCAUCGGUCUCGUCCAGGCCAUGUCUGCCCAUCUGAAGCUCAACUCCUUUGCUUGUCUCCGACAACCUUCCCAAGGACCAACCUUUGGCGUUAAAGGGGGAGCUGCAGGAGGGGGAUAUGCCCAGGUCAUCCCCAUGGAGGAGUUUAAUCUCCAUUUGACUGGUGACAUUCAUGCCAUCACAGCUGCUAACAACCUGGUAGCAGCGGCCAUUGAUGCCAGGAUGCUCCAUGAGGCCACGCAAUCAGACAAGGCCUUGUUCAGUAGACUGGUCCCUUCAGUGAACGGAGUCAGAAGAUUUUCACCCAUCCAGAUCUCCAGGCUACAACGUCUCGGUAUCAAUGAAACAGAUCCUGCAUCUCUCACACCUCAACAAGUCAGCACCUUUGUACGUCUUGAUCUUGAUCCUUCGAAGAUCACCUGGCAGAGAGUCCUUGAUACAAAUGACCGAUUCUUGAGGAAGAUCACAGUUGGACAAGCAAGCACUGAAAAAGGACAGGCCAGAGAGACUGGGUUUGACAUUGCAGUGGCUAGUGAGAUCAUGGCUAUUCUGGCUCUCGCAGACAGCCUGGAAGACAUGAAAAACAGGCUGGCACGCAUGGUGGUGGGAACCAGCCGCUCUGGACAGCCCGUCUCAGCAGAAGACCUGGGUGUGAGUGGUGCACUGGCGGUGCUAAUGAAAGAUGCCAUCAAGCCCACAUUGAUGCAGACCCUUGAGGGUACGCCAGUGUUUGUCCAUGCUGGGCCCUUUGCCAACAUUGCCCAUGGCAACUCCUCGGUGCUGGCAGACAAGCUGGCUUUGAAGUUGGUUGGACAGGAUGGCUUUGUGGUGACUGAAGCAGGUUUUGGGGCGGACAUCGGCAUGGAGAAAUUCUUCAACAUUAAAUGUCGAUCUUCUGGUUUGAGGCCUGACACGGUGGUGCUGAUCGCAACUGUUCGCGCGCUCAAGAUGCACGGUGGCGGUCCGAAUGUGUCAGCAGGUUCACCUCUUCCCAGAGAGUACAUUGAUGAGAAUCUGAGCCUGGUUGCAGGCGGUUGCCAUAGCAAUCUCAAGAAGCAGAUCCAGAUCGCGCAGCAGUUUGGAGUUCCAGUCGUGGUGGCCCUCAAUGUGUUCAAGACUGACACCCAGGCAGAGAUUGAUCUCGUCUGUCAGAUUGCCAAAGAGUGUGGUGCAUCUGAUGCCGUGCCGUGUCACCACUGGGCUCAGGGUGGGCGAGGGUGUGUAGAGCUGGCCCAGGCGGUGAAAGAAGUGGUGUGCAGACCCAAAAACUUUCAGUUCCUUUACGACUUAGAGAUGCCGACGGUGGAGAAGAUCCGGACAAUAGCCCAGAAAGUUUACGGGGCUGAUGACAUCGAGCUGUCUCCAGAGGCCAAGAGCAAGAUUGAGUACUAUAAUCAACAAGGCUAUGGUCUGUUGCCCAUCUGCAUGGCCAAGACGCACCUGUCGCUGUCCCACAUGCCUGAUAAAAAGGGCGCACCCACUGGAUUUGUUCUGCCAAUCAGAGAUGUCCGUGCCAGCAUUGGGGCAGGAUUCAUCUACCCGCUUGUGGGAACGAUGAGCACAAUGCCUGGUCUGCCCACCCGACCCUGUUUCUAUGACAUCGACCUUGACCCUGUCACAGAAGAAAUCUCUGGGCUCUUCUGAGCACGCUCACUGCAUUCUCAUGGGGAUUACAUUAUUUACAUCUGUGUAGACAACUCUGCCAGCCCAUUUAUCAGCUGGAGCUGAAAGCUCGAUCAGCGUUUGUUAUUAGGGGUUUGUUAACGUUUACUAUGUUAUGUUACAUUUAACACUCAACCAUCUUCUGAUCCUUCAAUGUGAUGUGUGUCUUACACUAACCAGCAGCCCCAACACUUAAGUAUAGCCUAGAAGCAAUUGACAGAUGUGCCAAUGCUUUCGUAAGAAACCUUUUACUUUAUAUGAGAUUUUAAAGAGGAGUUAUCAACAGACUCUGAACAAAAUUGCCCUGGAUGCAGAUGUGUAGAUCUAAAACCUGAAAACAGUGCAGAGUGACAUGCUGCAACAGCACCACUCUGUAGUCUUAUUUUACUCAUGAUAGAUAACUGCUGGAUUUGGAGAAGAUUAUUAUAAUUAAUUUAAAAGAAUUAUUAGAAUGAUCUCAAACUCAAUUUGAAUUUGAGAUUAUUGCUGGAUUUAGAAAGUCUUGGAAACAAAACAGACUUUGUGGUUUCGUCCAGAAAAAAUCAGAUUCGAGUGCUCAAAACAAUCUGGUUUUCAGGCUGAACUAACAAGUUCUGUGGGAAAAGGUAACAAUAUGAGCAUUUGUAUUAUGCAACAUUUGCACAUCAGUGUUAUUUAUACCAAAGACCUACAGCCAUACAGAAGAUACAUGUACUUACUUGCUCCAUAUGUGUUCACAAAUGACUGGAAGUUAAUGUCAGUCAACAUGAGUUCUAAUUUGUUGUGUUUUCAAGUCUUUUAAUUUUGCUUCUUUUAUAUAUAAAAAAAAAGAUACUCGAGUGUCUUAAUGGUGCUAAUUUUUAAAGUUUUACAUUUUUUACUUGAAUUGAGGACAACUUGCAUAUAUGCAGUAUUCCAAACAUGUCAAAGGCUUAUAAACUCCCAGAAAGCAACUACAAAAGACAAGUUAUCAAAAGUCUGUCAUCAUCUCAGUAUGUUUUUUUUUUUUUUUUUUUUUUAAUUUCAUUAUUAUAUCAGUGUUUUAUUUUCUUUUUUAGCCAUCUAGUCUAUUAUUUUUGUUAUCUUACUGUCAGAAAUUAAGCAGAAAAGAGAAAAUAAUGGCAAUACUGGUUAUGUUAAAUGGAUUUUAUGAUUUAAAAGAAAAAAAAUAUUUUUUACCAAAUCUGCCUCUUCUGGAGAGUAAAGAAAGUGAAAUGACCUUUUUUAUUAAGUGUAAAACAAAAUCGAAAUUCAAAAGAUUACAAGUGCCUUUCA